CGCCCCUUUUCAGCGAAGAAGCUUCCAAGGCGAAAGACGCGUUCCCUACAGCGCGAAUAGGCUACACGCCGUGCCACGGUGUCUGCUUGAGAUUGUAGCCUACACCGUGUCAAUGGAUUUCACUCCGAUUUCAAACAGUAUUUCGGAAUUUAAAAUAUUGAAAGGCAAUUGACUUCGAUGUCAACACUGCAGCACGGACUUGCUCUUGGGCCUGGAAGAGUGACAGCGGGUUCAUGUGAUGGCAGAGCUUGUAGAGAGAGCAUACUGGAGCCAGGGGAGCUGAGAGCCUGUGAUGUGCUGAAUCCACCACAGGCAGGGGAAACUGCAAAGCCUUAAGAGCAGGAUGGACCUCCCCAACUGCACAUUAGGGGCGCUGGCCUCAAACAGCUGUGUCAGCUAUGACUCCCUGGACACUGCUGGAACACCUCCUAAAAAGAUCAUGCUUACCUUGACGCUGUCUGUGCUUGCCGUUGUAACCACGGUCAUCAACUGCCUGGUCAUCACCACCGUCAUAGUGACCCGCAAGCUGCACCACCCGGCCAACUACCUCAUCUGCUCCCUGGCCUCCACGGAUCUCCUGGUGGCCGUGCUGGUCAUGCCCUUCAGCAUCAUCUACAUCCAAAAGGAGAUCUGGGUCAUGGGCCAGAUUGUGUGCACCAUCUACCUGAGUGUGGACAUCACCUGCUGCACCUGCUCCAUCCUCCAUUUGGCCGCCAUCGCCAUCGACCGAUACAGGGCCAUCACGGACGCCGUGGAGUAUGCUCGCAAGCGAACCGGAGCCAGGGCGGCGGUGAUGGUGGCCGUGGUGUGGGGGCUGUCCAUCCUGAUCUCCCUGCCCCCCUUGCUUUGGCGGCACUACAGUGGCGACGCAGAGCAGGAUGACCAGUGCAUCAUCACCUACGACCACAUUGCCUUCACCCUGUACUCCACCUUGGGGGCGUUCUACAUACCCCUGCUGCUCAUACUCAUCCUGUACUACAAGAUCUACCGCGCCGCCCAGACGCUGUACAUGCGCCGGGAGGCCAGCCGCGCCAGUCGGUACUCCUGCAUGACCAACGGGAGCACCAUGCCCUCCUCGUAUCCCGCCGGCGACGGCAGCCCGUUGCCCCAGAGCCCCGUGGUGCCACAGGACAAGUCUUUCUCCGACCCGUCGACCGAGGACCGCGAGCGUGACCGCACGCGCGUCGCCGCCAGGGCCUGCCGGAGGAAGUCGCGUCGGAGCGAGUCGUGCCGCAGCGAAUCGUACCGCAGCGAGUCUCGACGGGGAACGUUCGGUCAGGGUCCUCGGAUCUCAGGCACGCGAGAGCGCAAGGCGGCGUCCACGCUCGGCAUGAUUUUGGGUGCGUUUGUCAUCUGCUGGCUUCCCUUCUUUGUCAAAGAGGUGAUUGUCAACACCUGCGCAUCUUGCAGUAUCUCAAUGGAACUGGCUGACUUUCUGACGUGGUUGGGCUACCUGAAUUCUCUUAUCAACCCGCUUAUCUACACUAUCUUUAAUGAGGACUUUAAAAAAGCUUUUCAAAGACUGGUUAGAUGCAAUCAUUACUGAUGGACUCUUCAGCGCAAACAUACAUAGGUGCACACUUAGCUCGUAGAGAGCAUUCUGGUGAAAAUAAUGAUGGAUGAGAUACUAUCAAGAUGUGUCACUUUUCAAAGAUUAAAUGAUCGGUGCCCGGUUCUUCCUGACACACAUUUGGUCGGUCAUUGCAAAUAGCGGGAGCUUGGUGGUUGAGCUCUGCAGAGACAUAAUUACAGAUAGAAAUCCAGACUUCGUAUUAAUAGACACUUAAAGAUCUCCUCAACGUUAAUUGAAGUCUGUUCUGACAUCGAUCCUAGGAGAAUUUAAGUUGAUUCAAGUGGGAUGAGACAUUGUCAGGCCAGAUAAUUGGCAAAAAUGACCAUUAGCAACCAAUUUUAGGGGAUCGAGGCAAAAUUAACGAACCUCAUCUCAAGGUUUUCAAAUUGCCAAUCUUUACGCCUGUUCAAACUUUCUCAUGUUCAUAAUGGUUAGGGGAGGUUAUAGUACAUAACUAAUAUAUUUUUUAACAUUUAUUCAGCUUUGUUAGUGAGUGAGCAACUUUGAAAUACAUUAUGAUUGAAAUACAUAUGAUCUUGUUGGGACAUUCUGCAAUACUUAAAUCCUACACGUAUGCAGUCAUUUAAAUUCCUCUUAAAAGUAGUCUUUCAUUGAACAGUGUUUAUCAUGGAAAAAGUAUACAAUUCUUUUUUUUAGAGUGAGUGAAAAAGUUUUUGUACAGGUCUGAAGAUGACAUAAUAUAUGGAUAUGGAUGAAAUACUUUUGUUUUUGAUGCAGCGAGUUCAGAGAGUGAUAACAGCAAUUGUGUAGAUUGCAUUACCUGCAUACUUUCUAUACUGCUAUAUCCCCUAAAGGCACUUUGGUUUUCACCGGCCCCUGAGAUUAAUGAAUGUGAACCAAACACUGGUGGACAUAUUCAUUACACAACUCCCACUCAAGGUUCUUGAAAUAGAACUAUUUAUCCCAUACAGUGUCUAUUGCUCAUGUGCAAUAGACACAUGAGCGAGUAAGCUGGAGCCAUACAGGGUGAAUUCCAGACCGCAAUAUAUCACUCUGCAUCUUAUGUCCUGAGUUGAAAGAAAGUAUUUAAAUUAAUUUAUUUAUUUAUUAAAGAUAUAUUGGACCAUGUUAGGCAUAUUGAAAUACAAAGUAUUUUAGAACAUACCAGGCCAAAAAGCAACACCCAAUGAGUACUUUAAGGAGGUAUACUAUUGAAAUGAAUGGUUGUGACUUAACCAAAUCAUAACAUGCAAUCAUAAGAUGAUGUAUACACUAUGUAUACAUACAUUACGUUGAAUAAUGUUCAUUUAAAACAUUGCAUUGUGGCGCCACACACUGGCUACAAAAUAUAUUGUUUUCAAAUUAUGGUAAAUGGAAAAUCAUGAAUAUAAGUACUUUCCUAUGUGUGUGAUUAAGCGAGUGCCUCCUUAACUGUAGUUUGAAGAUUAUUUGUAUUAAAGUGCCAUGGUAUG
Gadus chalcogrammus (walleye pollock) is the source of this 3006-nucleotide messenger RNA. RefSeq names its product 5-hydroxytryptamine (serotonin) receptor 1Fa (gene htr1fa). The coding region runs from base 344 to 1546 and encodes 400 amino acids. Gene Ontology annotation, molecular function: G protein-coupled serotonin receptor activity. The transcript has 3 exons. The record is from RefSeq and is a predicted model, not a curated record. Gene Ontology annotation, biological process: adenylate cyclase-activating adrenergic receptor signaling pathway. Gene Ontology annotation, cellular component: plasma membrane. NCBI's taxonomy places the organism in Eukaryota, Metazoa, Chordata, Actinopteri, Gadiformes, Gadidae.